GACAGUCUAAUGCUGUCUUUUGCGAUGUAAAAAACAUGUCAAAAUAAUUUCAAUAUUUUUAAUCAAAAAAAUCGCGACAAAGGGUCAAAGUGCGUUUUUUGUGAGUUUCCUGGCUUUUCUUGAGGUGUGCAGAAGAUAAAAAAUGGGCAAUAAGUCAUCACUACUCCUGCGAGAGGAGGAAAUUGCUCAAAUUCAGGAUGAAACUGGAUUCACACCGAAUCAGAUUGAGCGCCUCUACUCGCGAUUCACAUCCCUGGAUCGCAGCGAUUGCGGAACAUUGUCACGAGAUGACUUCCUGCGUAUUCCAGAGUUGGCAAUAAAUCCCCUCUGUGAUCGCAUUGUGCACGCCUUCUUCGUGGAGAGCAGCGAUGACCGGGUGAACUUCCGACAAUUCAUGACAGUGCUGGCCCGUUUCCGACCCCCCAAGUCCAGUGGGAAGCGCAAUAAGCUGAACAGCCGCACAGAGAAGCUGAGAUUUGCAUUUAAGAUGUACGAUCUGGAUGAUGAUGAUUCCAUCUCUCGCGAUGAGCUCCUCAGCAUCCUGCACAUGAUGGUGGGUGACAACAUCAGUCAGGAUCAGUUGAAUUCCAUUGCAGAGCGAACAAUCGUGGAGGCUGAUCAAAUGGGACAGGGUACGAUCUCCUUUGAGGAUUUCUGCAAGGCCCUGGAGCGAACUGAUGUUGAGCAAAAGAUGUCCAUUAGAUUCCUCAAUUAAUUCCCAUCAUACAGGAAGAAUUUCCUCUCAUAAAUCUUACCAAAAAUGAACAAAUAGGACGGCCUUUUGCAGCUCUCUCACAGCUCGACAAGCUUACUUAAAAAGGACAAAUUACUCACACUGGAGGAUUAAAAUCAUUCCACGAGUGAUUCACAGACAUGUGUCUUAAAAGAAAUUAACAAAAUAAAAGAAUUUAGGGUAGGAAAAAAA
Molecule: messenger RNA, 925 nt
Organism: Lutzomyia longipalpis
Lineage: Eukaryota; Metazoa; Arthropoda; Insecta; Diptera; Psychodidae
Gene: elm
Product: calcineurin B homologous protein 1
Exons: 2
Coding region: 143-715 (190 amino acids)
Molecular function (GO): calcium ion binding
Source: RefSeq, a predicted model, not a curated record